Messenger RNA from Ostrea edulis (European flat oyster), 4231 nucleotides. RefSeq names its product multiple epidermal growth factor-like domains protein 11. NCBI's taxonomy places the organism in Eukaryota, Metazoa, Mollusca, Bivalvia, Ostreida, Ostreidae. Gene Ontology annotation, molecular function: scavenger receptor activity. The transcript has 6 exons. The record is from RefSeq and is a predicted model, not a curated record. Bases 3078 to 3899 code for a protein of 273 amino acids.
UUUUCAAAGUGUUCUCUGGGUUUUACUGGAGUCAAUUGCUCGUUACAAUGUGAAUAUCCAUAGUUUUAUUGAUGAGAGAGAGAACCCAGAUACAAUGUACCAGGGAAGAGACCAUCGACCUUCCGCAAGUAAACUGGGGAACUUUCUCACUAACCAACAUGAGCGUGAUUCGACCCCGCGCCGACCAGAGGUGAAAGGCCGUGUGAUUUUGAGCGCGAUGCGCUACCCACACGGUCACGGAGGUCCCCUAAAAGUAUUUGAAAUAGCUUUUGAAAUUCUUACUUUUAGAAAAAUAUAAUUUAAAAGAAUACACAGUGAAUGACAACUGAAAUAUGAAAGAUAAUUGAAAAUAUUUAUGCUUAUCUACCUUGUGCGGUAAACAUUUUUUUAAUCUACUCGCUGAUAAGUCGGUUCACUUAUAAGUCGGUUGUAUAGUUUUUAGGUAAUAUUGGAGGGAAUUGCCAUUGACCCAUUUAUAAGUCGGUCCAACUUUUUUCAAGAAUCGGUUGACAAUUUCAAAUCAAUGCUCUAAUCUCUCUACCUGUGUUUCAAAUAAUAUUUUGAGAAGUGCGCCGAAAUUUGAUAUUUUAUCCCAACAAAUAAAUUUCAUAUCUAUAUACGUAUGUGUUUAUUUGUGUUCCAAUAAUGUUUUGGGAUGUGACAUCAAUAUUUCACUUUUUAUUCUCAGCAAAUUAAACAGUUACUGUUUUGUUUAUUUCGUCCAUGUUUUUUGUUGUUUUAAAGAUACAAGGCUAUACAUUACGCCAUCCAGAAAAAUACUAAUCUUUUUAGGACACCCCUACAAGUCGGACAUAGACUUUUGGACCAAAAUUGAACUUUCAAAAAUCCUACUUAUAGGCGAGUAUAUACGGCAGGGGUCGAAAUUAACUUUUUCUACCACAGGCUAAUUUUAGCCUGUGGGUAAAAAAUCCACAGGCUAAAAUGAAAACCUACAAGCUAAAAUGAAAAUAAUGAAGCAGUGCUCUUUUUAUAUGUAUAUUUUUUUCAAUCAAUGAUUUUCCCCAUCAUUACUGAGCCUAGUGGGUCAACAGGCAGCGUUUAGACAAAACAUUAAGUUACGUAAGUCAUAUGGUGCAAUGUCUAGGUCUCUUGAUUAUCGCACCUCUAACAGUCUAAUCCACGACUUGUUUACCGCAGGUCUAGAUCCUGUCUUCCAAUUUCAUGCCACAUCAGGGUUGUCACUAGUGAUUUUUUAAAGCGAAUACAGGAUUCAUGGUUUUAUAAGCAGCACGAUCACGAGUCCUAUGACUUUUUUGAUAAUUAUCUACGCAGUGAGAAAUGCACCCGUGUCGUCACUACAACCCGACCUCAACAUGACAAUAAAUUUAGAUAGGACAUUCUCAUGAUUCUGAUAAAAAUAACUACCGGAAGAUUUAAUUGGUAAAACAAAGACUCCGAUAUUUUUUGUAGAUAAAUGAAUAACAAAAACAUCAUACUUGGAAUUAUUCAAUUUAAUCACCCCUAUAGGUGAACAGGACUCGUGGUACAUGUCGAUAUGCGAUGUCCGAUCUCUAAAGCAUUUGUUUGACUCCGAAUUUCUUAAAAAAUCAUAAAAGGAAAAUCCGGAUAAAAACAGUUAUUGAAAUCGGUCGUUCAUGUAAGCGUUUGUAUCAUUCAGAGUGCAAGUUUGAGAAAAGCGAAUAGCGCAUCACCGUAUAAAACGGAUACGAUACGAUCAUAGUUUGUAAAUCACCACUCGCUAAGAUUUUCGAAUGUCCAUUAUUUUUACUCGCUAUUUUUCAAAUGUACUCGCAUUUUGCGAGUAUUUCUCGCUAAUUUAGAGCCCUGUAUACGGGUAUGUAAUUAUCAAGGUACAAGCAGUUUAAUGACGAUAAAUGUCAGUACAUAUGAAUCAUAUAGUUGUAGAAUAAUGGGAAGAACUAAGUAUAAAAACGAAAUAAGAUACAGAAGCGCAUGUAGUAUGGAUCCAGAAAAUCUUCUAGAAUACUUUACAAAUAUUAUUCAAAAUUAUGUCUCACAGCUUUAGACACAUUUAAUAACCCAGGCAAUGGGUCGGAUAAAUAUGAGAUACCGUACCUAUACCGGAUUCAUAAACUUCUUAAAACCCUUACAAAGAUACACUGCUGGAUACAGUAAAUGUUCUACAAAGCCCGUAUCUUUGCUCCUCACGAAAAUAUUAACAGCUGUGAAGGAGAAACUUCAAACGUGCUGUGCAACUACACAUGCCAGAGUGAUGUAAACUAAAUGUGGAUUCUAAAGAAUUUAAGGAACUUUAGUAAAUUUGAAAUCGCACAACUUUUCAAUCAGUGUUCAUUACCUCUAUCUGUUCGUGAUAUUAAUAAUACUAUAAUGAUAAAUUCUGAGUCACGAGACGAAAAGCCCCAGGUCAGCUGCAGUGUAGUAAAGGAGCACAACAUAUGUCAAUGGUAACUCCAACAAUGUGUUUUUCGACGACUGAUGUCAAUACUUUAGUUCUACUUUUAUUGAAAAAACACCCUUUUUAAUAACCUAGUAUUAAAUCAUCGUGUAAAAUGGUUGUGUAAAGUAUCGAGCAGUUGAACGGUUUGAUUCUUUUGAUUGUUGAAAGGUUUUUUGAUUUCUAAUAAUUUAGAAAUUGAAUCACAUCAUUUCUAUAUCGAUUGAUUAAAACACUCCACAAUUGAUUUGCAUUGUUUUUAUCAUAUUACCAUCUAUGUUUUAGAUAAGUAGAUGUAUUAAGGCAAUAGGUCUAUUCUUAUUUUCAUUUUGUAGCUCUAACAAAGUAAGACGCACAACUACGUAUUUUUCAGAAGUAAUACUUUAAGAUAUUCCUACACUAUUUUGGUUUUAUAGACGUAAGAAUAUCUAAUGAUAGUCUCAACAUUGGUCCUAAGAUACCUCAACAGAGAUAUCUUACAUACACAGGUAAUGUCAAAGGUGUCUACCUGUAGACUUACGUACUUGUAACACAUUUCUGAAACGUCCUUACGGCACGUGCACAUUAAAUGAAAAGUUGUUAUUGCAUUGAGUACAGCACUUUUAACAACAGAAAUACAAUUUCGUGGAUCGUAUAUGUAUGUCCUUAAAUUAAGGAAAUAAUUGGUUAUCAAGGAGAUAUGUGUGUAUCACUUUUACUGACAUUCUACAUACUAGGAUGGAAUAAAAUGGCGUUUCCAUGCAGCAUUACAUUAAUUGUUGUAAUAUAUUUAUAUUUAUACCUACAAUAUACAUGUGUGACAAUGGAGCUCCCAAUUUGUCCUGGAUUUUUCAAAGAUUGCUGCCCGGAUUUCAAAUGGGACGAAACAAAGGAAUCGUGUGUAGAGUGUUUACCGGGAUUCGCUGGAGUCAACUGUUCAACAAAGUGUAAAUAUCCAUACUUUGGAAAAAAAUGUGGCCAACGUUGUACUUGCAGCAACACCACUUGUGACCACGUGACGGGAUGCCCUAUCAUUGAGUGCUUACUGGGCUUCACUGGAGUCAACUGCUCAACAAAAUGCGAAUACCCAUAUUUUGGAAAAAGGUGUGGCCAAAAUUGUACUUGCAGCAACACCACUUGUGACCACGUGACGGGAUGUCCUAUCAAUGAGUGUUUACCGGGAUUCGCUGGAGUCAACUGUUCAACAAAGUGUAAAUAUCCAUAUUUUGGAAAAAGGUGUGGCCAAAAUUGUACUUGCAGCAACACCAUUUGUGACCACGUGACGGGAUGCCCUAUCAUUGAGAAUGGAAUCUAUCACAUAAAACUAAACAAGCUGCAUAUAUCCGUCAUCCUCUGUGGAAGUGUUCUGGGAAUAGUUCUCGUUGCCUUCAUAGUCUUUACAUCCGUGAACAAAUGUUCCUCAGGACUCAGGAGAAACAGGGAUGGAAAUGAAACAACACAUUAUGCAACAGUACAAGAAAUGAUUACUUUAAACUUCCAUGGCAACCACAUCAACGAUUAAUGACGAUAUUGACAUACAAGAUUCUGAGUUACAGUUUUGCAUCAAUGUUUACAGUUUAUAUACAUUUCAGUAGACUGCAAGAUGCACCGUACAUUAUUUAUAUGCCUCUCAGACCAUUGAAGGAAAGUAACAUUGUGUACUACCAGUUCAAAAGAGAAUGCAUGUACUGAUAUAGAAAUAAAUCGAUUGACAUACAUGCAUGCAAUGGUCAACUACGAACCCUAAGUAUUAGUCAUUGCGUGGACCCUGAGGUCCACAAGGAAUAUAUAAGCAGAGAUAUAGCAUAUAUACUCAUAAAUUAACCGAUUUUGACAAUAAACUCCGAAACCCUU